Molecule: messenger RNA, 5547 nt
Organism: Aedes aegypti (yellow fever mosquito)
Lineage: Eukaryota; Metazoa; Arthropoda; Insecta; Diptera; Culicidae
Product: serine-rich adhesin for platelets
Exons: 9
Coding region: 1457-4825 (1122 amino acids)
Cellular component (GO): plasma membrane; cytoplasm
Source: RefSeq, a predicted model, not a curated record
CUGUCGUCUGGUGUUUAGUCUGUCACUGGCAGCAGUUCGGUUCGGUUUGUUUUGCCUUCGCUUUGUGCAACUCCGCGCUUGUGUUUCUCUUUGGGCAAAAAGAAAUUUUCUCCUCCCUGCUUGUGUGGGUUUUGGGGACCGAUUCCCAGUGAAAAAGUGCGUUUGUUUUAUCAGUGUGAUUAAAUUUGGCCUGAUUUUCGGCUAGCUUCCGUGCACCACAUUCAACUAGAGUUUUGUAUCGGAUUUGCACAAAUACCAGCGCAGAACGGUGGAGUUUGGUGCCCCUUUUCGAAGCCUCCUCACCACGGAGAGACAUAACAACAUCAAAGGGAAAGGUUUUGCAGCGACUGACUGCUUAUAUUGGUUGGGAGUCAAUCUGGUAACCAAAACUGAUGAAGAAAGAGCUGCGAAAUUGUCCAGCUGGUUGUCGUCGCGGAGGAUUGGAAGUUCUGUUUUAUAGUGGAUUCGUGAGCCAAGUUUUACCUGUGGUGUGGAUGGCGGUUUAAAGCUCUUGUAAAGGUCAUAAGGCGUGUGUCAUCGCGAUCGCGCGCUCCAUAGUUUCCGGAUUACGAUCAGCUCGCAAAGAGGCCCCCGAAAAAAAGAUUACGACUCACGACCACGGGGACCGGCCACCGCUUUUUUGUUUUGCAGGUUGAGAGAGAUCAGCGGCGUGUCGCGAUCGCACACAGUUUUGGUGCGGCUAUUGCUAAUAUCCGCAUCUUCUGCGAUCGCGAAACAAGGGGCAAAGAAGAAACCGCAACAAACACCGUGGACAAACGGAAAGCGCCAAAAGCCCAGGGACGGAUGCGCGCGGAUGGCCAAAACUAAAGUUCGAUCACCUUAGAUAUUUCGGUUGCAGGUCGUGGUCGUCGUCGUCGUCGUCUUUGUGGCUGCAGAGCACUUGCCGUAAGUCUUUCGACGCGAUCGGACGCGAGUUUUAGAGUCGCUGGCCACCGGUUGUGUUUCUCAAGGCCUGUUGAAGAAUAAAGCGUCCGAGGGGAAUUAAUUACCAAGUUUUCGACAACGAUAAGUGCAAUAAGCGAAGAAUUAUGAUCGUGAUCAUGAUGAUGAUGAUGUUGGGGUGAUGGUGAUCAGAUGAAGUGCUAUUGGAAAGUCAAUCAAAAUCGCUCCCAGUGAAGAUAUGUGGUGUCUUGUACGGGGUCCAAGUGCUACCAGUAGUGAGUUUGUGAAGCGAAAAAACGUCCACUUGGUUAUCGGUUUUGGUGGGUUCAAUCAGCGGUCGGUGAAAAUAACGGCUACCGGGGAAGAGAAGAAGAAGAAGACGACAGCUGUUUCGGCUGGAGAUUGAAAAACCGCAAACGAAAGCAACGAUCGACAACUACAACGAUCUACGACGACCGCGGUUGGUCGUUGGUGUGGUGUAUUAUAGUGGUGCACUAUACUCUCGCGAAGUGGAUUUAACAGAAAGGAGAGGGCUCAGCUGCUCGGUGAAUGAAUGAUGGAACCGCCGCGAGGGGCGCUCUUCCGGGAGAUCCACAAAAACACCUGGCUGCGACGGUUGAGCGGCGAUGGAAAGAGACCAUCUGUGCUGGCUGCUAAGAAAGCGGACCGUUACUGGGUCGUGUUCUGCGUCCAUGACGACUGCGAAGCGUUCCUCGAGGGUUACGUCGAUCCCCGGCAGGCGCCGUCCCACAGCCCGGAAUGGUCCCUCUCGCUGCAGACCGUCCAGCACAUCUCGCACGCCCUCGUUCCGGUCGAGCAGGAGUUCGAGUUCGUGAUAACUCUGAGCACCGAUGUGGCCCGGUUCAAUGCCAACACGUGGGAGUGCAUGCAGGAGUGGGUAGAUUCGCUGAGGUCGAAAUUGAGGGAGAUGAAACUGCUGUCGCCCAAGGAGAAUCUAUACUCCAAACUGCCGGAGAUCAGGCCGCCGUUGGCGCCCACGCGGGAUCCUACAUCACCCUUACCGGCAACUCCUCCGGUUCCGGCGGCCAUCGUACCGGGAAUCGAACGUGUUCAACCGGCUUCCCUACAGCUACACCAUCACACUCCAGCCUCCUCUCAACCUUCCAGCAUUCCUCCGGUGGCGGUUCCUUCGACGAGUACUGCCCCAAGUGCAUCCUCCUCGUCAACGGCACACGUCCCGCCGCCAAUCACUGCCAUGUCCAAUACGUCAACGCAGAAUCUCAUGAACCUGCUGACGAAUCCGCUGCAAGCUGUGAGCAGCAUAAACAAUCAGCACAUUAGCAGUCAACACCUCUUCGAUGCCAUCUCGCUAGCAUCGUCCGAUCUCUCCGACGGAAGCAGCCUGGACGAGUACUCGAGCGAGCUCAUCAAACGAUUCAUAUCGAGUAAUAGUCCAUUAGCGUCACCGCCGCCACCAGCCUCAGGACCUGGCAGCCUUUUGGGGGCGGCGGGCCCAUCGACCAGUAGCAGUAGCGGUUCGUCCAAUUUGGGCAAACCUCAAAAACCGGUCAAGGAGAACGCCGCCGCCGCCGCUACCACCACCAGCAAUGCUUCGUCCUCUUUGGCCACAACCUUUGCGAACAACGUGCUGGCCGACCCGGGCACAACGUCACUCAAGCGGACGACGGACCAAAAAGUGCUGGUCGACGUGAAAGCGGACGAUUUUGCUGCUGCAGCGGCGGCCGAUAGUGGGAGUGAUGAGGAAGCUGACGCCAGCAACAGCUCCAGUACCGGCACCACCAGCUCCAGCAGCAGUAGUAGGAGCAGUAGUAGCAGCAGCAGUAGCAGUGCUAGCAGAAGUAGUGGGGGCAGUAGCAACAGGAGUGACAGAGCGAGGCGAAUCGUGAACGAAAGUGGCAAUGAAUCAUCGUUAUUAUCAACAUCACCACCGGUGGUGGGGGCAACCCAAUCCUUGGUCGCUGAACCCAGCAGCAGCACGAUGUCUUCAUCGUCGUUCUCCAAAGCAAGGCACACGAACCGAGACGACCCGAAGCGUACUCGCCGGAAAUCGGGCAACAAAUCGGCGAGCAAAUCUGCCUCUGCCAACGUCACCAUCAUCCAGGUGUCGAACGGGUCCAGCGACAGCGAGUCCCCCGUUAAGCUACUCGCGUCUCCUAAAGCGAAACAUCGCACCACCAAACCGGAACUGGUCAGCAAACUGUCCAACGGCAGUACCCUGAUCACCGAUGACCUGAGCGACGACAAUUACAAAAGCAACGUGCAAAUCAUUCCGUCCAACGUCGAAUACGACCACCAUGUUCAUGUAAGUCUGCAGGAUCACCUUCAUCAUCUCCAGGAACCGUCGAUCAUCGCCUCGAUCAACGAUCGGCAGAUCACAACCGUGAAAGUACCUAAUCUCGUUAGUAAUGGUAGCAGUAGUAAUUGUAGUAGUAGCACCAAUGUAACCAUCAGCUCAACUAGUGUUUCGACGGCGCAACCCACGGUCAUUGUUGCGACCUCUUCAACGCCCAUCAAGAGCGAUAGCAACUUCGGCACGGUUACGCAAAUUUCGGUAAACUCGUCAUGUGAUAGGCCUAGAACGCCUCCUCAGCAGCACUACGAGCAGGUAUUUCUACUUCCCUCACCCAUUCAAGUAGUCAACAAUCUGGAUCAGCCGAUUAGUCUGCAAUCGCCGCCUCAAAUAGCGUCGGGAAGUUCGGUCGCGGCCAAACUCAACAAAAGCAAGAUCAACCUCCUCAGCAAACAACCACGAUCGUCUAGUCAUUCCGAAAUACAGCUCAACCGAAUCAAGCAACUCCGAACAACCGGACAGGGAAACAAGGAGAACCAAGGCGACGGUGGUGUAGCAAGUUCCUCCGGACAAAAAAGCGGGAUUCUACCGUCGGCCAGCAGUCCCGCCGUUCCCUCCGGUGGCAAUCUAAGUCCUUCGAAGCGAACUCCCGUCGACAAGAACAUCUACACGCCUCAACCGCAAAGGCCCAUGUUGCAACGGGGCCUUACCGAGAUGGUGAUCAGUAGGUCAACCAACGUGGUCGCUGCCGGUGGCCGCGAUCCUGCUCGGGGACGGCAACCAUCGGCCCAACAAACGGCGGACAAAUUCCGGAACGAAAUCAACGAACAGAGGCGAAGAAGCUCAUCGACUUCGGAUGCGCAACCGGAAACUUCCGGCAACCCGGUCAUGCGGGCACGACAAAAUGGCGCGUCUCGGUUGCAAUCGCCACCGCAGCCAUUCCGACCGCACCACCAACUCAUCAACCAGCAGCUGGACUCGAUGAACGGAUCCAACCGGAAGAUGACCCUGCGGGAGCAACAGGUGAUGCAACUGCGCCGUGAAAUGAUGCACCCGGGUGGAGUACGGCUGCAGUUGCGCCGGAAGGAUUGCAUCAACUCGAUUGGGCUGGUGGAUGCGUUCGGGGCCGUUUGGGUUGCCGGGUGGAAGCAGAAGGAACAUCCGGUGCUGUACAAUGCGCUGCACAUCGGAGACCAACUGAUUUCGGUGGCCGGAAUGGCCAUUACGAGUGCCGCGGAAGCGCAUAAAGUGAUCCGCGGAGCACCGGGACUUUUUGUGGAAUUGAUCAUCCGAAGGGUACCGUUUGGACGGGUUUACGCCAUCCGGCGGGAACUGGAUGCGCAGUGUUUGGGUUUGAUCCGGGAUGGCAAUACCGCCACCAUUGUGGACGUGGUGCCGAAUAGUCUCGCGGCGAGGCACGGGUUGCCACCGAAGGCGCAAUCCUGCGACGGUCUAUCGCUUACCUUUUGGGUGCUGACGGAGAUCAACGGUCGACCGCUGAAUUUGUUCUUUAAGGAAAAUGAGAUACGGGACCGCUUGAAUGCUGUGGGACGAGACAUAUCGAUUUUGGUGCAACCAGCCGAUUUGGUGACCAAAUUGAAGAAGCAACUUAAAUCUCUGCGUGGCCACAAAGACUUCAUUGUGCAAUAGAAAGAACUUUCUCGAACAGGUAGGUACAGCGCUACGUCGAUAUUUAUUUAGUCAUACACAAUUUACCAGGAAGAGUAAUAAAAGAAAGCUGCCACUACCAUCAGAUCAGAUCAGAGUAUCGAACGCGUGACGUAUGAUCUGAACGACUUCGUGUCGUGUCAUACAGAAAACCGGAGCAUGUGUGAUAGAUCCUACCGCAAAGCUGCCUGCGGUAGGCUAGGGAUAUUUUACAAUUCUUAGUUUCUCGAAUCUACCUUCUGAAAAAAGGAAUGGUAUUAUCACAAAGUGUUUGUUUUUCGUUUCGAAUUUAGCCUCGUUUUUCGAAUAUAAACAAUUCCAAAAAAAGUCGUAAAAACUAGCAACCUUUAGGCGCAUAUUAAACAAUUAACAAUACAAAUCAAAGAAACUUAAAAGGCUGUACUAGUGAACGGUGAAAGUUUAUAUAUUUAGACACUGAUAGCAAACAAACAAGGAUGUACUCUGAUAUCAAUGAGGAGACGCUGAUAUGUUCAAAAUUUCCCAAUUCGUAGUUCAACUUUAGGGCGCAAAAAUUUCCUCCCUCGAAAUAUAGGCACUAGUAAGUUUAGAGAAUUAAAAUUUUAGAAACUUUCGUACUAUUCCGGAACUACCUUUUUCCUGUUCGCGGAACUAUUAUUUUCAGUAGAGAAGUCAUAAUUCGCGAUUCGCUGCAAGGGAUAUACUUAUAAAUUAGAAUUAAAAUC